This is a messenger RNA of Tauraco erythrolophus (red-crested turaco), 1482 nucleotides long. NCBI's taxonomy places the organism in Eukaryota, Metazoa, Chordata, Aves, Musophagiformes, Musophagidae. The record is from RefSeq and is a predicted model, not a curated record.
AUGUUGCAUUGCAGUCCUAUUCCUAAACUGUACAAGUCCAUUAUUGAAGAUGUGAUUGAAGGUGUGCGGGAACUCUUUGCAGAAGAGGGUGUAGAGGAACAGGUUCUGAAAGACUUGAAGCAGCUUUGGGAAACCAAGGUGAUGCAGUCUAAAGCAACAGAAGGCUUCUUCAGACAUAGCCACCGUUCUCCACAGUUUACCCUGCAGUUGCCGCACAAUUUUCACCGCAUUCUGCAGGCUUCAGCAGCUUCUUUAGUCAUCCCAGCUGGCAGAGGUUUUCCGCAUUUCACAGCAGCAGACCUGGGUGCUUCACGAGCAGGUGCAACUCUUACUCUCCCUUCGGGGAUUGCUUAUCCUGUACAUGUACCAGCUGGAGUGACACUACAGACAGCAUCUGGGCACCUUUAUAAGGUAAACAUGCCUGUUAUGGUUACUCAGGCCUCAGGAGAUGCAAAUAUUCUACAUCAUCCUGUUCAGCAGAUAUUUCAGACCCUUGGGCAACCUCCAGUUCUGCAAGCCAACGUUGCCAGUGUCACACAGGUGAAUCCAUCUUCUGCCCAGGCAGCUGCUGAAACAUUGCAACCCCAGGAGACUGCUGUCCAACAGACCAUGGUAUUUCAAUCAAAUGUCAUGGAAGAAAAACACCUGGAGAACUCUGCCAAUGCUACAUUGGUCCAGCAGCCUUCUGUGAGUCAGCAGCAACUUGCAACUAGUGCAGUGUUGAAUCAGCAUGCAGACUCAACAGAAAAAUCCCAGGACAGCUGUCUUCACACAACUGUGUUUACUCCAGAAUCUUCUGAAGGGUUUCCUCCCACUGAAUCCUUGGCAAACAACUCGACUAGUGUACUGCUGGAUGUGGAGGGGCAGUUAGACAUUGAGCCUCAGGAGUCGGUGCAACAGCACAUGUCUGAUGAUAUCAUUGAACUGAUUAUCGCGGGCAACAGUUUGGAUGAUAACGCUGUUCUGAAGGACAGCAUGGCUUCCUCUGACAAGGUGGAACGUAUGGAGCAGAUGGAAUCUAAUUUACGAUCAGAGAAGGAUAUCUGUAGUGACAUUGAGGGCAUAAUUCAGCUAGAUGGAACUGGUGAUGUUUCUCCCAAGGAAGAAAUACCACAUACAAAUGAUGAGGAAGAGAAUGAAUUCAUUGGCAUUAUUGAAUCAGAGGAUUUAAAAGUUCUGGAGGAUGAGGAAGACGAUGAUGAAGAAUGUGACAGUAUUUCAAACACAGAGUCUAGCAGCAGCGCUGGUGGUGAUGAAGAGCCUGAAAUAGAUGUAGUUGAGGAGGACCCCUUAAAUUCUGGUGAUGAUGUCAGCGAACAGGACACUCCAGACUUGUUUGACACUGACAAUGUGAUAGUUUGUCAGUAUGACAAGAUACAUCGAAGUAAGAACAAAUGGAAGUUCUACUUAAAAGAUGGAGUGAUGUCCUUUGAGGGUAAAGACCAUGUUUUUGCAAAAGCCAUUGGGGAUGCGGAGUGGUGA